CACUGAUAAGCAAAACGCAGCGCUACGCUCAGCACAGCGCUGCGUCGCGAACACUCGGGGUGGAGUUUGCGCGCGUCCAUCCAUCGACAGUGGCCGUCUCCUACGCUCUCCUCUCGCGUCAAAGUCCCGGCUGGGCAGGCGAGGCAAGGCGCGAUCCGGAGCCACGUCGACAGGCACUGUAAAACGGCGGACGAGUCGUCGGUGAGCGGGGCGAUUUAGGCCGCUGGGCCGGCAGGCAAAGGCCGCCGCGUCCCGUCAGCUGCUGCUGCGUCGGGGAAGCUCGUGUCUCCGGCCUACCCCCAUCCCAGCCCCUUCUGGGGGUUGCGCACGGGAAUCGGCGCAGGGCUCGCGCACUGGGCCUGGAAGGGCCGCCUGGGGGUUGAGGUGGGCGCGCCAUGCCCGUGGAACGCAUGCGCAUGCGGCCGUGGCUGGAGGAGCAGAUCAACUCGCAGGCCAUCCCCGGCCUGCGAUGGAUCAACAAGGAGCAGAAGAUUUUCCAGAUUCCCUGGAAGCACGCGGCGCACCAGGGCUUUGACGUGAACCGCGACGCGUGCUUGUUUAAGAACUGGGCCGUCCACACAGGGAAGCACCGGCCCGACCGGGAGGGAGACCCCAAGUCGUGGAAGACGAACUUCCGCUGUGCCCUGAACUCGCUGCCGGACGUGAAGGAGCUGCGCGACAAGAGCAAGAAGAAGGGGGAGAACGCCUACCGCGUCUACGUCAUGCUGCCCGCCCGCGAGAGGCACAAGCGCAGGAAAGGGUCUCUGGCCAAGAAUGACAAACUUAAUGGAAUGGCCUCUGACAAUGAUCAGUCGGGGACUGUGAAAGGAGAAGGUGGCAGUGACCACAGGCAGAGGAUGCACAUCAAGCUGGAGAACUGCCGGCUCUUAACGUCAUCGCAGAUCCAGAAAAUGCUGUGCGACAGCCUCAUUGACACGAUCACGGACGACGACAACCACGACGGCCGCGAGGACACGCCGGCCGAGCGUCCGGGGCACAGCAGCCACCACCUUGCCACCUUCCCCGAACGCCGGCCAGACGUCGUGAGCAAAGUGGGCGACUUGUCCGACGAGAAGCUGCCCGUUGGCGAGAUGCCGUCGCCCCUCAUGGACAAUCGGGACAAAUUGAACGAUCCUUCCGUGGUCUCAUGCCACCCUUCCGACUUGCCUAUAAAGCGUGAGGUCUCCCCGCACGGAAGCAACGAGACGGAGCAAGAGGAAGGCGUGCCAGUUCUAUACGCGUUGCAGACGCCUUUGGCGACGCAAGACUGCGGGCACGGGAACCUCGCUGUGCUGGCUACACAGUGCAGCCUCAAAGCCGGAGCUUCCAUCGCGACCUACGGCCUGCAGGAGGUAUGGCGCAACGACCCGCAGCAGCAGAACCAGGGCUUCUCAUUGGCUCUCGGCACACAAGAACCCACUUCGUCGCACGAGCACUGAGGAGCUGCACAGCACGGCCAGCGCAGACAUAAAGGAUGAGAUGUUCUACCCGGAGUGGAGCCAGAUGGUAGAGGUAAAGACGGAAAACCCAGACAGCGACGACAGCUACAAUCUGCAGAUCUCCUCCGGAGCCAGCUCAGAAG
Lethenteron reissneri (Far Eastern brook lamprey) is the source of this 1582-nucleotide messenger RNA. RefSeq names its product interferon regulatory factor 2 (gene IRF2). NCBI's taxonomy places the organism in Eukaryota, Metazoa, Chordata, Hyperoartia, Petromyzontiformes, Petromyzontidae. Gene Ontology annotation, molecular function: DNA-binding transcription factor activity, RNA polymerase II-specific; RNA polymerase II cis-regulatory region sequence-specific DNA binding. The record is from RefSeq and is a predicted model, not a curated record. Gene Ontology annotation, cellular component: nucleus. Gene Ontology annotation, biological process: immune system process; regulation of transcription by RNA polymerase II.